Molecule: messenger RNA, 2107 nt
Organism: Parasteatoda tepidariorum (common house spider)
Lineage: Eukaryota; Metazoa; Arthropoda; Arachnida; Araneae; Theridiidae
Biological process (GO): microtubule depolymerization; neuron projection development; regulation of microtubule polymerization or depolymerization
Cellular component (GO): cytoplasm; neuron projection
Molecular function (GO): tubulin binding
Source: RefSeq, a predicted model, not a curated record
UUGGCUUUCCUGCAAGGUACACUACAGAGAAAGAAUAUCCCCUGGAUAAUAAUUUCACUGCCUCACAAGGAAAUCUCUCGUGCGUUUUAGAACAUCCGUGCUUCCGCAUUUCAAGAGCUUUUUAAUUCCCAAGUUUUUUCGGCUUCAAUUUGAGCUUUUACUUUAGAAAUGGUAGCCACAAAUUUUAUAACUCAUACUUUGACGAAAUCCGUCUUGCAGUGCUUUUGUAGGACCUGCCAAGUGCCUAACGUUGAAAAAAAAGUAAUCUCGCCACCUCCCCGUACCUCAUCUGCUGUUGUGAGAAGACCGCCAAAGAAGGUUGCGUUUCUGGCAACUGAAGUCAAGUGCUCUGAGCAAUCGAAAGGUGGCCUUAAAUAUGAGCUUGUUUUGCAGCCCCCCUCUGUGGAGUCCCCUAAGCAUGUUGCGUCUCAGUCACUACCCAAGUCCACUCUAUCCAUGGAAGACAUCGAAAAGAAACUCAAAGCUGCGGAAGAAAGGAGACAGUCUCUAGAAUUGCAGAAACUGAAUUAUGUUACUGAGAAACUUAGUCACUUGGAAGCAGUAAAUGCUAAGAAGGAAGAAGUGAAUUCAAAUUUCAUGCAGUCUACUAAAGAAAACUUGGAACAGAAGUUAGAAUCUUGGAAUAAGAACAGAGAAACUCACAUCAAAACAAUUCAGGAAAAAGCUAGAGAAAUAGUUCAGAAGGUUGAUGAAAAACGAAAGCAGGGUGAUUCUCCAGACAAGGAAGUGAAAUUGGAAGCUAUUAAUAAGAAGUUGAUGACUGCUCAGGAACAGCGUGAAGCUAAAAUAAACUCCCUAAAAGAGAAGCUAAGAGAGCAUGACAAGCAUAUUCUAGAAAUCAAGAAACAGAUGGAGGAACAGACUGAAAGUUUGCGAGAGAAAAGCACUAAGAAGUUAGAGGUAGCUCAAUCAAAUCGAGAUGCUGUAAUUAAGGAAAUCCAAGAAAAGUCAAAGGAACAUAUAUUCAAAGUACGUCAAAUGAAUGAGCUUAACCAGCUCGAGAUUGGAAGUAGAUUAAACCAGAUACAAAAUAAACUGACUAAUGCAGAACGUAAUCGAGCCAGUCAGGUUCAAGCUAUGUUGGAAAAAAUUCACGAGCAUGAGAGGCACUGCGAGGAAGUUCGCCAAAAAGCCCAUUCCAUCUCUGAAAAUGAAUGCAAGGAAAAUUUCUCUGGAUGAGUUGCCAAAACCGCUCUAACUUAAGCUCCUGUGGAAUCCAUUGAUUCUUUGAUUAAAGCGUUGAACUUUUUCUUUUGCAGGGGGAUAAUUUUACUUGCAAAACUUAUUUUUCUAUUUUAUUUUUGAUCAUUUUUAUUUCUUUGAGAAACAUUUAUUCAGUGUGUUAUUUACAUGCAUAGGGUAUCGAACAGGCAGAAUUGAACGAAAGAGAUCAAAAAAAUCUCUUUUCGUAGUCUAUUGCACAAAAAUUAGCUUCUUUUUAAAGCACAACUGCAGACAUGUUUUUAUAUAAUUAUACAGCUGAUGCUAAUGCAUAUAUCUGCAGUGCAGAUAAAUUGUGCAACUUUUACUGAUUUUAAAGUUUACGAUUUACUAAAUCUUACAAGUUUAUGUGAUAUUUUACUACACUCUCAUAUUUGCUAUUGUUAAAACUCCGUAUUAAUAACAUGUUAUUUGUUGCUACCGGUAUGCAAAUUUAAUUAGCUUGACAUGUUGAAUUAACUGCAAUGCCUCCUAUUACAUGUGCUACCUAAUUAUGCUAAUAAUCUCUGGACCAAUUUAAUAGAUUGUAGAUAAUGAAAAGUGCUUUGUCUUGUUAAGUGUUAAUGCACAAUUCUUUGUUCUUUAAUCCUGGUGCUGUCUAACAUUGCUGUGUUAAAAGUUUAAAAAAAAAAAAGUUCCAACUAACGCUAACAAAUAAAGAAAAACAAUUAGCAGUAUUCCUUUUGAACAAUUUGCCUUAUUAGUUAGAUCAUAUCAAAUUAGAAUUAUGAACAAAACUGAGUUACUUAAAAAUAUAUCUGUAAAAAAAUAGUCUAGCACAGAAGCACUUUUGAAUUGUAAAAUGUGCUUUUGCUUAUUGAUUGUAGUUGUGUAUAUGUUCAAUAAAUGUCUUGUACAUGUUCAA